UCAGAGGAUCGAACCUGAUCGGCCGCUCGAGGUGCCAUAUCGCUGCCGACCCGCUCGGGCUGCAGAAGAAGAAAGCACCGCCCGAUGGGGACCUCCGGAGACACGCAGCCGCGCAGCCUGGAACGAUGCCGCAUACGAUGCCCAGAGCAGAGGCAUAGGAGCAGACGGCGCCGAUCACACGUGCCUGCGACCAAUAACGUGGCACUCAACUAAAAAAAUCUGACGAUGAGACCGUGCUGAAGCCACGUGAGCACAAACACUGCCACUUGAUGGGCAGGAGUGGCCAGGCAGACCGGAUCUACGACUCCUCAUGAAGAGCAGAAGGAGAAAAAGGCACGCGCAAACAUUCAAACUGCCCGCCUACUGCACCUAUCCUGGCCAGGCCAAAAAAUCUAGCCUCUGGUGCCCUGGAUCUCAGGUGGACCCGCCCGCCUGGCUCGGCCAGACCUGCGUCGGUCUGCACCGAUCGUGGCCCCCAAGAGGCCGGCUGCGGCCUGGCCAGGGCACCCGUGGGGCGUGCAUGACCAAGGAGGGCCAGAGCGAGGGUCGCGGCCUGCUGGCGAGUCCUCUCCUCCUCCUCCCCCUCCUCCUCAAAGACUGCCUCAGAGGUAAGCCCUUUGGCGCGCCGCCCACGAUGCUGUGGAACAGGGGUGAGACAGUGAGGUGCCAGUGCGGCUACACCGGCUGAGACCUUGAGGCAAGAAGCGUUCCGCGGCUAGCAUCGGCUACACGCAGUCUCAAUAGCAACGCUGCAUUUGCACAGGAGCCCCCCGGCACCGACGGCUGGCGGCCCUGGCCUGGGCGCCCAAUCCUGGCGGGACUCAAUCGGCUGGCGGAGCUGGGUCUCUCCAAAGCCGCCGUGGAGCACACAAAGGUGCGACAGCAUUGGCCAAACCCUCUGGAAGCCCCCCCUCCGGAAGAAUACCAUAACACCCGCUGGAAGACCCACGAGAGGGGAGGGACACGUUCGAAUGCCUCGAGAGGAAAAAAAGGCUCACCUCGCAGGCGUCCCAAGGGGGGCGCGGGGGAGGCGGUGGUGGCUCGCCGGACGUGCGGCACCGCACGCAGAGGGCAGACGCGCGACGGCCCGCGCGCUUUCCUCGGUGCGCCGGCGCGCACUGCGAAGAAAAAGUGAACAAAAGCUUCGGCUAUCUGGCCCCGCCCUCUGGCUCU
Prorocentrum cordatum is the source of this 1173-nucleotide messenger RNA. Lineage: Eukaryota; Dinophyceae; Prorocentrales; Prorocentraceae. The record is from the annotation of a GenBank genome assembly.